AUGGAAGAAGAAAUGUACUCUUCAUGGGCACUCCUCAUCCUCACUACACUACUCAUCGGUGCUUUAUGGACUAGCUAUUUCUUACAGCUGAAAAAAAUACGUGCGGUUCAUGAAACUGUUUUGUCUAUUAUGGCAGGAAUGAUGGUGGGGCUUAUUAUAAAACUUGCUCCGGGCACUAUUAUCCAAGAUAUGGUUAAGUUUAAGCAUGGAUUUUUCUUCAAUUUAUUAUUACCGCCAAUUAUCCUCAAUUCCGGGUAUGAGUUGAAAAGGCGCAACUUCUUUUUGAAUUUUGGUACUAUUUUGACUUUUGCAAUGGCCGGUACUUUUAUUGCAGCUGUGGUUACUGGUAUUCUUACAUUUCUGUACACACUUUUGAGACCUGAAGGUGUUAGCAUAUCAUUCCUUGACAGUAUGAUAUUCGGUUCCAUCUUAUCGGCAACGGAUCCAGUUACUAUACUAGCCAUUUUCAAUCAAUUACAAGUCGAUCCACAACUUUAUUCUAUCAUUUCAGGCGAGUCUUUGUUAAAUGAUGCCGUAGCUAUUGUGUUAUCAGAGUACUGUGAAAAGCAAAUGCUUAAAAUUACAUUACGUGAAUUUCGUGGGCAAGAGUUACAUCUCGCUAAUAUAUUUAGGGGCAUUGGUCUUUUCAUGGGUGUAUUCUGGGCUUCGACCUUUAUUGGCGUCUUUUUUGGUGUGGUCGUUGCCAUCUUGCUCAAAUACUCUCAAUUGAGUCGAUUUCCAAGCAUUGAAGCGUGUAUUGUCUUGCUCAUGGCUUACAGCAGCUACUUCUUUUCUAAUGGCACCCACAUGUCAGGAAUUGUCACUUUACUCUUCACUGGUAUUACUCUCAAACAUUAUGCGUAUGACAAUCUUUCCAUGAAAAGCAAACGUACCACUAAAUCCAUGUUUCAGAUCUUAUCCCAACUUUCCGAGAAUUUUAUCUUUAUCUAUUUGGGCGUAAAUCUGUUUGCUCAAGAUAACUUGGAAUAUAAACCAUUUUUCAUUCUCGCGACCUUUGCUUUCAUUUGCAUUGCGAGAUAUGCCUCGGUGGCGCCGUUAUCGUUAUUGAUCAAUGCGGUGAGUAAAGCGGUCGGGAAGCCUGAGCAGCAGCUAUCGCGCAAUCAUCAAGCUAUGCUAUUUUGGGCAGGGUUACGCGGGGCAGUCGCUUUUGCACUGGCUUCAGGUAUUACAGGUGAAAGCGCACCAGCUAUGCGAACGACGAUUUUGGCUGUGGUUGUAUUGACAGUGUUGAUCUUUGGCGGUACCACAAGUCGGAUGCUUCAGUUAUUAGAUAUUAAAACAGGUGUGAUUGAGCCGAGUGAAUCAGAUGGUAGUGAUCUGGAUUUCGAAGAUGAUGUUGAAUACGGUAUCAACCAUUCUAGAAAGUAUAUAAGACUUGAAACGGAUGAUGAUGAAAACAGCAAUCAACGACAAUUUGGGUUCUAUAAUAAUAAUGGAAGAAGAACGCGAUCUAGAACGUAUCCUAAUCAUGACGGCAACGCCAGAAGCAGCAGCAGUAAUCGUAAUAAGGGUAACUCCACUAGUAAUGGUACUGAUGUCUCUAUUGGAGGUCUAUUGUCAGGUCCAUUAGGCGAACCUAUACCACAAGAUCGUCCACCUCAUUGGUUCGUGUCGUUUGAUGAAAAAUGGUUAAAACCUGUUUUGACCAAAAAGAAUAUACAGCAAAGAAACCAGACGUUGGCAGAUUAUUGGAGAGAGAAAAGGAGUAGAAUGGAACGUGAUAAUAGAAAUAUGUUGGAUGACAUAAGGCGUAUGAAUUUCAAUGAAUGUGAGGAAGACGAUAAUGACGAGGUGACUAUGAACAAUAGCAGGAGAAGGUUUAGUAAAAGCAACGACAAUGAGGAUGAUACAGCAGACGCCGUCACGUUGAAUUCUGUCAAGACAGAAAAUAGAUUGUACCGUACUAAUUCUGCGUCGUCAACCUCAGCAGGAAGAGAAUUCCCUUCUAAUGGCCUACCAAGACCAAAUCUUUCGCGUAACGUCGACACUGCUGGAGGUAGUAACAGUAGGAUGAUUGUGGGCUCAGGAAGGGUAUUCGGCAGAUCACCCACCAAAGACUCUGAUGAAGAAUAA
Molecule: messenger RNA, 2094 nt
Organism: Mycotypha africana
Lineage: Eukaryota; Fungi; Mucoromycota; Mucoromycetes; Mucorales; Mycotyphaceae
Product: Sodium/hydrogen exchanger family-domain-containing protein
Exons: 5
Coding region: 1-2094 (697 amino acids)
Biological process (GO): sodium ion transport; vacuolar acidification; proton transmembrane transport
Cellular component (GO): fungal-type vacuole membrane; late endosome; early endosome
Molecular function (GO): sodium:proton antiporter activity
Source: RefSeq, a predicted model, not a curated record